This is a messenger RNA of Vigna angularis (adzuki bean), 1989 nucleotides long. RefSeq names its product alanine aminotransferase 2. Lineage: Eukaryota; Viridiplantae; Streptophyta; Magnoliopsida; Fabales; Fabaceae. The record is from RefSeq and is a predicted model, not a curated record. The transcript is spliced from 15 exons. Gene Ontology annotation, biological process: biosynthetic process. Gene Ontology annotation, molecular function: pyridoxal phosphate binding; L-alanine:2-oxoglutarate transaminase activity. The coding region runs from base 160 to 1788 and encodes 542 amino acids.
GCGUGGAAGUUUGAGGUGGAAAGUUCACCAAAAGGAACAAACAAGUCUUACAUUGUUUCUUUCUAGAUACACUCACGCGCCUUCUGUCUCUUCUCAACAUUGUAAGCACAUCCAGACCCUCAAAUCUCCAUCCUCCCCUUUUUAUAUAUAACCCUCACAAUGCGGAGAAUCGUUGCAGACAGAUUCAGGCGCCUUUUCAACCGUUCAUUCCUUCUUCAUCGUCAUCAUCACAAUCACAAUCACCCUCCCUUUCCUGCUUCUUCCUCUCUCACUUCUCACUAUCCGUUUUCCCCCUAUCGCUUCUUCUUUUCUACUCCUUUUUCUUCCAUGGCUUCUGAUUCACCUUUCCCUGUCACUGCUCAAAACAUCAACCCAAAGGUUCUGAAAUGUGAGUACGCCGUUAGAGGAGAGGUUGUCACACUUGCUCAGAAUUUGCAAAAGGAUUUACUGGCCAAUCCCGGUUCUCAUCCAUUUGACGAGAUACUUUACUGCAACAUUGGAAAUCCUCAGUCUCUUGGCCAGUCUCCAAUAACCUUUUUCCGAGAGGUUCUUGCUUUAACUGAUCAUCCAGCUAUAUUGGACAAAAGUGAAACACAGGGUUUGUUCAGCGCUGAUGCAAUAGAACGAGCUUGGCAGAUUGUGGAACAGAUUCCCGGUAGAGCAACUGGUGCCUAUAGCCACAGUCAGGGUGUCAAGGGUUUGCGUGAUACAAUAGCUGCUGGAAUUGAAGAGCGUGAUGGUUUUCCUGCUAAUCCUGAUGACAUUUUCAUGACAGAUGGUGCAAGCCCUGCAGUCCAUAACAUGAUGCAAUUACUUAUCAGGUCGGAAAAUGAUGGUAUUUUGUGUCCCAUUCCACAGUAUCCUCUAUACUCAGCUUCAAUUGCCCUCCAUGGUGGCUUCUUGGUACCUUAUUAUCUAGAUGAAGCAAGCGGUUGGGGAUUGGAAAUACCUGAACUCAAGAAGCAAUUGGACGCUGCCAAGUCUAAGGGCAUCAAUGUUAGGGCUUUAGUUGUUAUAAAUCCUGGCAAUCCAACGGGGCAGGUUCUUUCUGAGGAAAAUCAGCGCCAUAUAGUAGAUUUUUGCAAGCAAGAAGGUUUGGUUCUUUUAGCUGAUGAGGUAUAUCAAGAAAAUGUUUAUGUCCCUGAGAAGAAAUUUCACUCAUUCAAGAAGGUAUCUCGGUCCAUGGGAUAUGGUGAGAAUGACGUCACUUUAGUAUCCUUUCAAUCAGUCUCCAAAGGCUACCAUGGGGAGUGUGGGAAACGAGGAGGUUAUAUGGAGGUGACUGGCUUUUCUGCAGAAGUGAGGGAGCAAAUAUAUAAAAUGGCAUCUGUCAACCUUUGCUCUAAUAUCUCUGGUCAAAUUCUUGCAAGCUUGGUCAUGAGUCCACCUAAGGUUGGAGACGAGUCCUAUGAAUCAUUCAUGGCUGAGAAGGGAAAUAUUUUGGCAUCGCUUGCUAGGCGUGCAAAGACACUAGAAGAUGCAUUCAACAAACUAGAGGGUGUAACAUGCAACAAAGCAGAAGGGGCAAUGUAUCUGUUUCCCCAAAUUCGUCUGUCCCAAAAGGCUAUCAAAGCUGCAGAGGAGGCAAAAACUGCACCUGAUAACUUCUAUUGCAAGCGGUUGCUUAAUGCCACAGGAGUAGUAGUUGUUCCUGGUUCUGGUUUUGGACAGGUUCCUGGCACAUGGCAUUUCAGAUGCACCAUUUUGCCCCAAGAAGAAAAGAUUCCAGCCAUUGUCUCCCGUUUGACAGAGUUCCAUGAAAAAUUCAUGGAUGAGUUCCGUGACUAAGUCCUGCUUCUAUUUCAUCCCUAAACACAAAGGGUACCCAAUUGAAAUUUGAUGAGAAUGAAUUUUGCAGAAAUAGGACCUUUUGUUUUCUGGAAUAAAUUUGUUGUUAGCUCCACUUAUACAUGCAUAUUGAAUGUGCAAGACGUGGAAGCUUAUUCCUAUAUUACCUCUUUUUAAUUGAAUAAACUUUUUUCGAACCAA